Closterium sp. Naga37s-1 is the source of this 2382-nucleotide messenger RNA. Lineage: Eukaryota; Viridiplantae; Streptophyta; Zygnematophyceae; Desmidiales; Closteriaceae. The record is from the annotation of a GenBank genome assembly.
AUGCUCCUUCUCCUUCGCCCGGACCACCUGUCGGUUGACGGUGACGAGACAUGGAACACGCGGUUCGUUCGCGUUGCUAUCCCCUCUGGUGGUGCGGAACACAUCACCGCGUCGGAGGCGCUUGUAGAGGUCGCGUUGACGAGAAUUUUGCGCGCGGCUCCAUUCAUUGCACCCAGUCCCGCCAGCUUAAAGGGCUCAUGCGGCAACCUCGCUUGUCUGUUCGCGUUCGACAAGAUCGUUACCCAGCUGGACGCGGUGGCUGCCAGUGGAUUCAGACCGCAAUACCCAAGGCCCAACGUGAAGACUCUGAAUGCACUGCGGCAUGAGGCGUACCGAACUGCCGAAGAGCUCGCGUUCAACUUGACCGUGGAUAUGCCGCGACCCAAGCACGGCGGUGAGGCUGACGGGGUUGAACCGGGGAAGGUGCAAAAGGUGGCAACGGGUGUGCAGGUUGCUGAUCAUGGUGUUCUCGCUCUCACAGUUGCCGCUGGUGUCUCGAACCGCGGAGGCACUCGGGGGGGGGGUCGGUGGUCCACGCUGAUGACGAAGGGGCAGAGGACACCGCGACUAAGGGUGCACCCCUCGAUGAGGCUGACCGCAAUGUCGAGCGUGAGGGGUAGGAGUCGAGCGAGGAGGAGGCGGAGGCUCACGUGGUCGCGGCCGCGGCAGCAAGCAGGCCCACGACAUCCGGCAAGAGCAUCAGGCAUCUUGCGCAGCACUUGGCCCCCGGUGCUGGAAGCGCGGGCCCGAGCGUGGUGUCGGGCCUUGGAGAAGGAGGCGAGGGCGAUCGCGCAGGAAAGGGCUGCUCUGAUCGACACGCGUAACCAUGAGGCGUUGGUGCUGGGGCGAGUGGACGCGAGGUUGGGACAGCUGCAGGGGGUGGUGGCACACUCCAUGGAAACCGCUCAGAAGAAGCUGACGGACGAGGUUGCGCGGAAGAUUGAUAACAUGUCGACCGCGGUCUCCGCGACAGCAGAGCGGGCAAUCACAACCAGCAGGGUCAUGAACGCGCUUCACACGCUCAUCUCGCUCGUUGGAGGAAGCCCGCCGCCGCGCACGGAUAUUGAAGAACCAGCUGCGACUAAGAAUGCCGAGCCCGGGGAUGCAGAGCAUGGAAAGCGGGCGGCGAGUGCGAAGGCUGAGAAUCAGCGAGGGCCAAAGAGGCAGAGAGGUCCUCUGGCAGCGGCCGCGGUGCGCAACCCGAGCGUGCAGGACUUGCUGAAGCAGAAGUGGGGGGCUGCAUCGCGGGGAGCAGCACAGCCUACUCAACCGGGCUCGAGCUCGCGCUCCAUCCCACCUGGAGAAGCUGCACUCAAACUAUCGGGCCCUGCCGGGGCAACCGCGACAAUGACGGCUACCGUGGGUAAGGGCAAGGGUAAGUCGGAGGAUGGGGAGGGGCCCGCUACUGCGGGUUCGCUGGCUGCGAGGCGUGAGGUCCAGCCCGCGACAUCUGCAGCGGCGGAAGGCAAGCAGACCGCGCUCGCACCCGCUCAUGCUGCCGCAGGACAUCAAGGGCGCAGCGCGAUCGCAUCUGCAGGUCCAAGUGUUGCUGCGGUCGAGGUCAAGACGGAGAAACGCGGCAGGGGUGGCAAGAAGUUGCCCCCUACACCCGUGUACACGAUCGACGAGGACAAUGCGGACGACGAGCUGGAGGGUCUCGUGAGCAGGUGGGUCGUGGAGGCGGGCGACGGAGGAGAGCAGGGUGGGGAGGCCGCGGUCGAGGUUCAUAGCGGCCGGGAGAGCGCGGACGAGCAAGACGGAGAUCCCGUGGUCGUGCCAGGUGGCACAACGGGAGGACAUGGUGACACCGGCCCCAAGCGCAGGGGCUGCGGUAUCCGCGCUCCACCCAGGGGCGGGCCCGGCUUGGUUUCCGAACCGCAUCUGGGGGGGAAGAAGCGUUGGCUCGGACACGGCGACCGCCAAGACCUGCAGUACAAGACCGCGAUCGUGAUGCUGCCCUGCGACGGGAAGGUGGACCCCGGGCUGAACCUGAGCCAGAAGCAGCUCCGAGACUGGGCCGCGGACCUGUCCAUUGCCGAGAGGUUACACACGGGCCUCUUAAUCACCAUGCACUACCGCAAUCUCGUGGCAAGCAAGGACAGUGCGGUGCGGAAGCGCAAUCACCGCGAGCAGCAGGAUGAGGAAGACGAGCCGCAGGUUGUCGCGGAACCGAAGGUGGUCGCGGGUGCGAUCGUGUCUGGAGUAGUGAACAAAGUCGUCGCCAAGUCUCGCGAUCUCAGGCGCAUUGAGUUGGCCGCCCGCGAAACGGUGGACGUUAUCAUCACGUGGUGCGACUGCUUGGUGGCAGGGAAGGUCAUAGAGUCCUUGGGUCUGUACCUUGCCCUGCCCAAGGAUCGUCUGUCCGCGAAGAAGCGGACUUGA